CGUCCGAGCAAGACGGGAGGGGCGGGACAAGGGGGGCUAUCCGAAAGUAGCGCUCCAUCCCACUUCCUUUUUUCGGGUGGUGUAUGAGCCGCAUUCAACAAGAGGCUUUCCGCUAGACGACAAAAAUCCGCAUAGCAUCGUUUUAAUGUAAUCUAUGACAUCUUCCGAAGGAGGACGUUUCAAUUUGUAGUCAAGGUGAAAAGGAAAUAGGGGACAGGAGACAGGGAGAGGAAAUCCCGUGAGGCGGAGAAAUAACCGUUUUAAAAACAGCCAAUGGUCCGGACUGCGAAGUAAGCAGGAAGUGAUUUUGCAGACUACAUGGUCUAACAGUUCUGGGACGCAUCGGGGCAAGAGAAUACAGCGGGACACGAUGACUGAGAAGGAGCCAGCCAUAGACAACAUAACUGCAGAUGCAGCAUCUACUGCAUCACCGGCAAAAAGUCUGGGGGAUCCCGGCAUCACCCCACUGUCUCCUUCCCACUCUCUGAAGGACCCAGACCAAAAUGAGCAGUCAAAGCCCUCUUUUACGGUGGUUGUGGCCAUUGACUUUGGCACCACAUCCAGCGGCUACGCGUACAGCUUCACCAAGGAGCCCGAGUGUAUCCACAUCAUGAGGCGGUGGGAAGGAGGAGACCCAGGAGUGUCCAAUCAGAAGACACCUACAACCAUUCUCUUGACCCCUGACCGGAAGUUCCACAGUUUUGGCUAUGCUGCUCGGGACUUCUAUCAUGAUCUGGACCCUAGUGAGUCCAAGCACUGGCUCUACUUGGAGAAGUUCAAGAUGAAGCUUCACACCACAGCGAACCUCUCAAUUGAGACAGACCUCCAUGCAGCCAAUGGGAAGCGAGUGAAAGCACUGGACAUAUUUGCAUAUGCUCUUGCCUUCUUCAAGGAUCAAGCUCUGAAGGAGCUGAGUGACCAGGCGGGCACAGAGUUCAGAAAUGAAGAUGUGAGGUGGGUGAUCACUGUCCCGGCCAUCUGGAAGCAGCCAGCCAAGCAGUUCAUGAGAGAAGCAGCAUACAAGUGUGGUCUGGUUUCUCGUGACAAUCCCGACCAGCUCAUCAUUGCCUUGGAGCCAGAGGCUGCCUCUAUCUACUGCCGCAAGCUCCGCCUCCACCAGAUGAUUGACCUGAGCUCCAAAACUGCUAUGAAUGGCUACAGCCCCACGGAAAAUGUGGGAGCAGGGAUGACACAGGCCAAGGAACAUGUCCGGCGCAACCGGCAGAGCCGUACCUUUUUGGUGGAAAAUGUCAUAGGAGAGCUUUGGUCGGAGCUGGAAGAAGGUGACCGUUAUGUGGUGGUGGACUGUGGAGGGGGCACUGUGGAUCUGACAGUUCACCAGAUCCGCCUCCCAGAGGGGCACUUGAAGGAGCUCUAUAAAGCCUCAGGUGGACCCUAUGGCUCUAUAGGUGUCGACUAUGAGUUUGAGAAGCUUCUCUGCCAGAUCUUUGGUCCAGACUUCAUUGAUCAGUUCAAGAUUAAGCGACCAGCAGCCUGGGUAGACCUAAUGAUUGCGUUUGAGUCCCGAAAGCGAGCUGCUGCUCCUGAUAGGAGCAACCCUCUCAACAUUAACCUGCCCUUCUCCUUCAUUGACUACUAUAAGAAGUUCCGCGGCCACAGUGUGGAACAUGCACUUCGCAAGAGCAAUGUUGACUUCGUGAAGUGGUCCUCCCAGGGCAUGCUGCGGAUGAACCCAGAUGCCAUGAAUGCCUUGUUCAAGCCCACAAUUGACCGCAUCAUACAGCACCUUAGUGAACUCUUUGAGAAGCCUGAGGUGUCCAAAAUCAAAUUCCUGUUUCUGGUUGGUGGCUUUGCAGAGUCACCUCUGCUGCAGCAUGCAGUUCAAAACAUGUUGCAGGGCCGCUGCCGAAUUAUCAUCCCACAUGAUGUGGGACUCACCAUUCUCAAAGGAGCAGUGCUUUUUGGUCUUGAUCCUGGGGUCAUCAAGAUUCGCCGCUCACCACUCACCUAUGGGGUGGGUGUCCUCAACCGCUAUGUGGAAGGCAAGCACCCCCCUGACAAGAUGCUAGUUAAGGAUGGAACCCGCUGGUGCACUGAUGUCUUUGACACCUUCAUCUCUGCUGACCAGUCAGUGGCGCUGGGUGAGGCUGUGAAACGCAGCUACACGCCAGCCAAGCCCUCUCAGCAGGUCAUUGUCAUCCACAUCUACUGCUCAGAGCGUGAAGAGGUGAGGUUCAUCAGCGACCCAGGGGUUCGCAAGUGUGGAACGCUGCGACUAGAUGUGGGUGGAACCGAGAGCCCAGCUGCCCGACGGGAGAUUCAGACAGUCAUGCAGUUUGGGGACACGGAGAUCCGUGCCAUGGCCAUCGAUGUGGCCACCUCCCGCAGUGUGAAAGCCACCAUUGACUUUCUCAGCCAAUAGGUCAAGUCAGGCUGGCACGCAAUGUUCUUGCAGUGUACACUGACUGUUUUGCCGCCACACAGUCAUCAUUGUGAGUUCAUGGAAGGUUGCACCUUCACUUUGGUUACGUGUCAUUCUCCUUGACAAACCCUUAAUGGCUCUGGGAAAAGACCAGAGUUCUUCUCUAACCCUGGUUCCUAUAUUGGUUGCAUAGAUGCUACGAAAAGGCAUUUUAAGGUUUGGGUCUAAGAUUCGGAAAGUCUGAUCAUUGAAGCAAGUGAUUCUGGUAAUUUAUGUGCAUAAAAUCAGUCAUGGGCCUCAGGAUUUUACUGUCACUGAAUUUGGCAAAUUAAAUGUGAAUAAGUAAAUAGGCAUCGGCAGUCAGCAGACCCAUAAUAAAUUAAAAAGGUUACUGACAUUUCUGAACCAGGAUUGGAGAGGGUUUGAUAGAAUGGGAACAAGAGGAACAGGUUUGGGUGUGGCUCUCUACUAAGAUAACAUUCAGUCUGAUGUAGUGUCAGUGGCAGAACUUUCACUGGUCCACUUUCUAACUUAUCACCAACCUCCGUCCCUGUGAUCAGAUAAGCUUACUUGGCUGCCAUCCUCAUAGAGAAAGCAUAUCAAUGUAGGAUGACAUCCACACACCUCUCAGCUCUCAACAUAUUUCUGAGUCUGAACAUUAACAUUUAAAUGAACCUAGAAGCUGUUAGUUCUUUGUAGCUAUCUUUCUCAUUACCAGAACAAAAACAUUUAUACACUAGCAUUUAAAAAUCUCUGUGUGAAUCCAGUUGGUCAUUGUUUCCAUUUUUAUUUAUUUAAUAAAGGGAUAUUUUAGACAUGAAUUAUACAUUUUCAGAACAGUGACAGUCAACUUAACUUUUGCUGUCUUAUUAAAUGUAUUAGUGUGAUUUUUUUUUUAUUAUUAUUUUGGGGAAACUCAAAAGAGAUCACCUCUUCAGGACAUUCACUGGCUGCUAAACUUGACAUUGUGUACACUGAAAAUAAACCUCUGAUAGAAUAAGUGAAGGACUAAUCUAUUAUCAGGACGACCGGCUUGACCAUCAGCCUGUUGCCUUUUCUCACAGACCUCCAGUAACAACUUGUGUCCUUGUAUGCACAUUGCGCUGAAAAAACAUACAGUCAAAUCCUAGAAUGUGAAAUGUUUCCUAGGAAAUAUUACAUUAAAAUUGUUAUGUAUAAAAGACUGCAAGCUAUUCCUGCAAAAUAACUUCAGUAGAACCAUAGCAAUAUGCUUGUUGCCUUUCUUUUGCUUCACUUGCUACCCAAAAGGGGAAAGAAGCCACUUCUUCACUGUUUGGGUUCAAGAAGUAGAAAACAGCACCGUGAAAACCAAAGUAAGCAUCUUUGGGAUUCAUGAUAAAAAAUAUAGAAAUGUUUAUUUCUGUAAAUACAAUAUUUAAAACAUUGUACAGUUUUUUUUUUUUUUUUUUUAGCCUUGUUACUUUAGUGGCUUCAGAAUGAAAAGUAUGCCUGCUAUUUGUGGACACUUUUUGCUUCAUAAUCCUCACCACCCAAGUCUAUAAAAUAAAAAGCUAUAUGCUCAUGGUGAAAACUGAUCUGAUUGAAAGAAAA
This is a messenger RNA of Scleropages formosus (Asian bonytongue), 3955 nucleotides long. RefSeq names its product heat shock protein 12A (gene hspa12a). Lineage: Eukaryota; Metazoa; Chordata; Actinopteri; Osteoglossiformes; Osteoglossidae. The record is from RefSeq and is a predicted model, not a curated record. Bases 371 to 2383 code for a protein of 670 amino acids. The transcript has 12 exons.